This is a messenger RNA of Carassius auratus (goldfish), 2283 nucleotides long. Its product is annotated as lysM and putative peptidoglycan-binding domain-containing protein 3-like. The transcript is spliced from 3 exons. Gene Ontology annotation, cellular component: Golgi apparatus. The coding region runs from base 163 to 1053 and encodes 296 amino acids. Lineage: Eukaryota; Metazoa; Chordata; Actinopteri; Cypriniformes; Cyprinidae. Gene Ontology annotation, biological process: Golgi organization. The record is from RefSeq and is a predicted model, not a curated record.
AACUAUUGAUGAUGUAAGGGCAACAGGAGCGACGUCUCUGUGUUGACGUGGCUUCUCUGUCUCCAGUAAUCCAGCAGCUGAAGUAAUGAGGCACAUAGCGGAAACUGGAGAAUGCCAUAAUCACUAAAGUCAAGCGGACCACACUCGUUUCUCAGUGGAAAAAUGACUGGAAGGAACCAGCACAAUGGUUUCCAGUUGCCACCCACAGGUGGUUACAUGUCCGCUUUUGGAAACCACUCAGAGACUGACUACUCGGAGGAGGACGGAGAGACAUUUGAGCUGCGUUCCAGGGGCAAGGAGAGGCAGCGCAGGAGCACAUCUGCAGAUCGCAAGGACGAUUUUGUCUACUUGAUAAGGGACAUAAAAGACGGAGAUACGCUGAUCAGUAUUUCUCUGCAAUAUUUCUGUACUGUUGCAGACAUAAAGCGGGCCAACAAUCUUCUAACUGAACAGGACUUCUUCGCACUGCGGUCCAUAAGGAUCCCUGUGAGGAAGUUCAGCUCAUUCACAGAAACUCACAGCACUGUUCCCCGUAAAAGCAGCUCACCCAGUGGUACUCACAGAAUCUCUGAGAUCCCCGUUUCUGGAGCUUCCUUGGACUCUUCAUCCUCUUCCUCAUCUGUGGACACCGUGGAGUGCUUCCUGCAGGAGAAGGACAAGGACAUUCAACUUCUCGUCAAGUCAUCUGCCCCUUCCAGGAGCAGCCUGAACGAGGUUGUGUCCUUGCUGGAGCAGCCGCUUUUGGUAGAUCCCGAGCGCAGACCAGCCCAGAAGAAAGACCCAUACUAUGGUGCUGACUGGGGAAUGAGAUGGUGGACUGCAGUUGCCAUCAUGUUGGUUGUGGGCAUUGUGACACCUGUUUUUUACCUGUUGUACUAUGAAGUUUUGAUGAAAGCAGAUGUUAGCCACCAUACUACCAUUGACUCAAUCAGCCCAGGACCAACACAGCCAGCUGCUGCUAUGCUUCGGUUGCCUCCUCCCUCUCACCAAGACUCUCACCUACAGUCUGCUGCUAAACAGCAACAUUUUGUGAAGCAUGAAGAGAAAGCAUAAAGGGGCUCUUAAAUCACCAGGGAAUUCGUUGAAUUAAUUUGAAGGAGGCAUUAAUGGAAGGUAUAAGCAGGACCACAUUAUAAAAACGAUUAACAAACGCGGGUGAGGAUCGCGUAAUCAAGAAAUGAUUCCAGUCCUGCCAGAUUUUUUCCUUGAUGCAUUUUGCACAGUUGAUCGCUGGUUUUCUAGUGUGUCACUCAUGAGCCAGUGUAUAUCUCUGUACCUCUGUUAAGCUUGUAGUUGGCAAUGGCAAACAGCUGAUAUAUUGUUCAAGAUAUUUGCUGCCACUGUCUGGUUGUCAGGGAAAUGAACAUGGUAAUUUAUUUUAGGAAAUGUACAAUUCACAUUCAGUAAUGCAACUUAUGGUAAUAAUAUUUCAGGUUUACACUUUUUAAUUUUGCUUGUAAAAAAGAAAAACUAAACUUAAUGGAACCAUAAUAGCUUGCCGUUUUUUUUUUUUUUUCUCUAACAAGAACAAAGGGAUGAUUUGUAAAAUAUUCUCAGACAUGUUAAAUUCCAUUUAAGUAGCAGAGAUAAGAAUUUCUUUGAAACAAGUACAGCGAUUAUGUGCCUUCAUCCUGUAGAUGCAGGUUGAAAAUAAAGGAAUUAUAUUUUAAUAUCUGAUUCUCUUAGUUAUUUUUAACCUUUUAAUUUUAUUAUCACUUAGCUUAAAUGAUACCAGUUUAGACUAUUAUCUAUAGAAUUACACAAUCUUAUUUUUAUACCUAGAAAACACUGUUCUCUUUGAAGACGAUGUGUAUGAACUAAAAAAUUUUGUUUUUAUAUUGUACAUACAUAUUGGUUAACUUUAAUUCUUUUGCAUGAUAGACUUUUUUUUUUUCUUCUAGUAAGUGGCUUCAUCCAUGUUGUCAUCACUUCCUCCUCUGUAAUCAUCACCAUCUUUAAAGUAAUUUUCUAUGUAAUCAUUUUCCUAUGGGGAGGGGCAAAUAACAGUCCGAUCAUGCAUCAAGUGCUUUUAGUGCUCUGGAGUUUCAAGUACAUUUACUAUUGAUUAUUCAAACAUGACUAUUAUGUACCAAGAAACACUGUGCUGUCAAAACAGUUGCACUAAAGAAAGUUUUUCCCAGUAACCAAAAACCAUUUUAAAUAUGUGCGCGCAGGUACUAGUGUUGUACACUUGACUGAUGAUGUGACAGGAAUGACGUAAGAUAUGUUAAUAGCAUCUAUGUUGUUAAAUUAAUACCACAGAAAAAUAAAACAACAUUCACA